Messenger RNA from Quercus robur (English oak), 821 nucleotides. Its product is annotated as abscisic stress-ripening protein 3-like. The transcript has 2 exons. The record is from RefSeq and is a predicted model, not a curated record. Bases 93 to 554 code for a protein of 153 amino acids. NCBI's taxonomy places the organism in Eukaryota, Viridiplantae, Streptophyta, Magnoliopsida, Fagales, Fagaceae.
UUCAUCAUCAACUCUCUCUCUUUUCUUUCUUUCUUUUAUUUCUCUCCUAUUUUAACUCUAGUUUUGUUAACUCAACCUCAACCUCCAAUUCCAUGGCUGAAGAGAAGCACCACCACCUUUUCCAUCACAAGAAGGACGAAGAGGAUAAGCCUAUUGAAUCUGUCUACACUGAGACUACUACUGGUUAUGCCGAGAGUGGUUUUUCCAGUGGUGGCCCCGGCGGGUACGGUGAGUCGACCAUAGAAGGAUAUGGUGCCACCACCAUCUCCACUGAGUCUGAGGUUGACUACAGGAAGGAAGAGAAGCACCACAAGCAUCUCGAGCAGCUUGGCGAGAUGGGUGCUGUCGCAGCUGGUGCUUAUGCCUUGCACGAGAAGCAUAAGGAAAAGAAAGAUCCAGAGCAUGCCCACAAGCACAAGAUAGAAGAGGAGGUUGCAGCAGCAGCUGCAGUUGGAGCUGGUGGAUUUGCCUUCCAUGAGCAUCAUGAAAAGAAAGAGACAAAGGAAGAAGAGGAAGAGGCUCAUGGAAAGAAGCACCACCACCUCUUUGGUUGAAAACAACACCAUCCAUCCAUCCAUCCAUGACAUACCAUCUAGAUCUCUCUUUCAAUGUGUCUUUAUUAUUUAUUAACUGCGUCUUUUUUCUUCUUCUUUGAGUUGUGUUGUGUUUAUGCCAGUAAGCAACUACCCUAAAUAAUACUUCGUGGGCGAGCGAGAGUGAGUUUGUAAAUGCUUACUUGGUUGGUACAUGUCCUUGUUCAUUGUGUGUCAUCCCGUUUCUUUGUGUGCAAUGUUAAUAAUAAUAUUUUCCUAUCAUAUCAA